Molecule: messenger RNA, 1917 nt
Organism: Candoia aspera
Lineage: Eukaryota; Metazoa; Chordata; Lepidosauria; Squamata; Candoiidae
Gene: SQOR
Product: sulfide quinone oxidoreductase
Exons: 9
Coding region: 28-1380 (450 amino acids)
Cellular component (GO): mitochondrion
Molecular function (GO): sulfide:quinone oxidoreductase activity; FAD binding
Source: RefSeq, a predicted model, not a curated record
AACUUCUCAAGUUGAUGCUCACCAAAGAUGGCUACCAUUGGGUUGAUGUCCUCCUGCACUUGCGCCCGUCCCCUGGUGCCUUUACUUAGGUUGGGAAUUCCCAAAAUGAGUUCAUCCCAGUUACACACGACAGCCAGGUCUGCUUCGAAGGAUUACUACGAGGUGCUGGUGCUUGGUGGAGGCUCAGGGGGAAUCACCAUGAGUGCCCGGAUGAAGCGGAAAGUGGGAGCUGGCAAUGUGGCAGUGGUGGAACCCCAGGAGAAACACUAUUAUCAGCCCAUCUGGACACUAGUGGGAGCUGGAGCAAAGCAGUUGGCCACAUCAGCACGUCCAACAGCAAGUGUUAUUCCUUCGGGUGUAAAGUGGAUCCAGUCCAAGGUGGAAAAGUUGGAUCCAGACAACAACUGUGUCUAUUUGGGGAACAAUCAAAAGGUAUCUUAUAAGUAUUUGAUCGUUGCUCUUGGGCUGCAGCUGAAUUUUGAAAAGAUCAAAGGCUUGCCUGAGGGUUUUAAGUUUCCUAAAAUAGGUUCCAAUUAUUCCGUUCACACAGUGGAGAAAACAUGGAAAGCUCUGCAGGGUUUCCAGGAAGGAAAUGCCAUUUUCACCUUUCCAAAUACCCCAGUGAAAUGUGCAGGGGCGCCACAAAAGAUCAUGUACUUGUCUGAGGCAUACUUGAGAAAGACUGGAAAACGUUCCAAAGCCAAGAUCAUAUUCAAUACUUCCCUUGGAGUGAUAUUUGGUGUUAAGAAGUAUGCUGAUGCUCUGCUAGAGAUUAUCAAACAAAGAGAUAUUACAGUUAACUACAGAUGGAACCUUGUGGAAGUCCGAGCAGAUAAGCAGGAAGCAGUAUUUGAGAAUUUGGACAAAGCUGGUGAGACACAAGUGUAUCAGUAUGAAAUGCUUCACGUCACUCCACCCAUGGGCCCCCCCAAUGUUUUGUUAAACAGUCCAGUUUCAGACGUAGCUGGCUGGGUGGAUGUAAACAAGGAGACACUGCAACACGUGAAAUAUCCAAAUGUUUUUGGGAUUGGAGACUGCACCAACCUCCCCACCUCCAAGACUGCUGCAGCUGUAGCUGGCCAGUGUGGUGUACUUGAUAAAACAAUUUCAUGCAUCAUGAAGGGCAAAACCCCCACUAAGAAGUAUGAUGGAUAUACUUCCUGUCCUCUGAUAACCAACUACAACCGAGCGAUCCUGGCUGAGUUUGAUUACAAUGCCCAGCCUUUAGAAACAUUUCCGUUUGACCAGAGCAAAGAGAGACUGAUAAGUUUUCAUAUGAAGGCAAAUCUAAUGCCCUAUCUGUAUUGGUAUGGACUUCUGAAGGGAUAUUGGGGUGGUCCAGCUCCAGUGAGGAAACUAUUCCACCUUGGGUUGAAGUAACCGCCGAAGUCAUCCUGUUCCAGUAUAAACCAUGUAACACUUUAAAAAAAAAAGCAUUCAGAGAUUCUCCACAAAAAUCAAUAAAGUAACUUCUCUGUAGGAAUGCAACCUUCAGUGUCCUCUGCAUCUUAAAACUCAGGUACCGCUUUUCUUUAUUUCUGAACUUAACAAGUAGUAAAGUACUGUCCAGUAAGCACAGCCAGAUGUAUUUUUAGCAAUGUCAAGUUGACAGAACGAGCCUCUGUAACUGUACAGUGGUUGUGUAACCUUAAAUGACGCUAAUUCACCUCACCUCGUUCAUGAACUUUAGAUGGCUUUUAAAAAAUCUGUUUUCUAUCACCUUAAAUACCUUUUCCCUUGAAACCACCAUUCAGUGAUGAUGGCCUACAUUACAAAGCAGUUGUUGCUGGCACUUACAGAAGACUGAAUGUUUUAAGUGCAAACUGUUGUCAACUGACACAUCAAGAGCCACUUGUUUUGUUUUAAACCGAAAGUAUGGAACUCUUCAUUAUUAAAUAGAAAGCACUCCUGUGUUUA